Molecule: messenger RNA, 1081 nt
Organism: Falco peregrinus (peregrine falcon)
Lineage: Eukaryota; Metazoa; Chordata; Aves; Falconiformes; Falconidae
Product: putative methyltransferase DDB_G0268948
Exons: 7
Coding region: 16-939 (307 amino acids)
Molecular function (GO): S-adenosylmethionine-dependent methyltransferase activity
Source: RefSeq, a predicted model, not a curated record
CAGUGGGUGACGCAAAUGAACUAUUUGGAACACAAGCCCAGUAACUCCAACCUAAGCUUUGAUUCAGCAGACUGCUUCAAGGUGGCCUCCAUCUUCAGUCCCUGGGUGCCAGGUCACCCAAGCAUGGCCACUCAGAUGUUUGAGGGAAGAGGGCACGCGGCUGUUUACCAGAAAUACAGGUUUGCACCAGGCAAAGAGCUGCAGCAAACCAUCCUCGGCUACCUGCAGGAAAAGAGGGCAAACCCUGCUGAGCUGGUAGUGGAUGUUGGCUGUGGGUCUGGACAAGGCACCCGCUUCCUUGCAGAGCACUUCAAGAAGGUGGUGGGAACAGACAUCAGUGAAGCGCAGAUCCAGGAGGCUAGGGAUGAGGCCUCCAUGCCCAACGUCUCCUACCUCGUGUGCCCUGCAGAGGAGCUGCCAUUUGAGGAUGCCUCGGUGGACCUCCUGACUUCAUUUACAGCCGCACACUGGUUUGAUAUAGAGAAGUUCAUGAGAGAAGCAAACCGGGUGGUUAAGCCGGGUGGUUGCAUGGUCAUCAGCACCUACACCGUGGAUAUGAGUCUGCGCUAUGGAAACUGCUCUGAAAAGCUGACCAAAGUCUUCAGAGAGAACUGGGACCUGAUUUUGAAAUACGCGCAUAAUAGAGUAAAACAUGUCAUGGAUGACUACAAAGAGAUCUUCGAGGCCUUGCCAUUUCCAGACAAGAAGAGAGUCACCAAUAUUUUUGACAAAAUUCCCAUGACUGUCGCUGAUGUGGUUGGUUACAUGGAGUCUGCCUCUCCAUAUCAAACCUUUAUGAAGAACGACCCCGAAGCCGCAAAAUCCCUGCUCCAAGAGACUGAAAAGAGGAUGCUGGAGACGAUGGGAGUUUCUUCUCGUGAAACCCCAGUGGAGUUCUAUGUGAGACAUGUCUGUGUGCUGGCAUGCAAGGGACGGUGAGAGGAAACUUCUCCUGAACUGGUGCGGGAAGGGAAGGAAAUAGUGGUUUGUCUCCUAACACCCCACUUGCAGCCACUCAUUAUUCCUUGGGAAGAUUGAUACUGAUUCUGGUGAUUAAAAUUUUGAUCUUUUGUGGAAAGCA